AUGUCGACUCUUAAGCCUGAAAUAAUUGAGAUCCUGAACUUCCGACAGCUGGCUGAAAUCACAAUGUUUCCACCUCUGCAUAACAACACAGAUGCAAUUUUCAAGAUCUUGCAGAGAAUAAAGAAGGGAAAUUAUAUAGAUACCCUCACUUACAUGUCUAACUUUAAUAUUUAUGCCAAGCAGAAAAAUCUGACCACACUGAUGAACACCGAAGUGAAGUACUCCCUGCUAGACUCUAUUCUCAGACAGCUGAGCUCCGAUUUCUCCUGGUUCACCAAAAUUACUUGGAAAAACUGGUUUCAAAACCAGUUGGUCUUAUUACUUCCUAAUGUAAAUCAAACACUGCUUAAUUAUUUGCCCACUGCUAUUGACUGUGACUCCUUCCAAGCUCUAGUAAAAGGCAUGGAUAAUAUAUAUGAAAAACUAUCAGACACAAGCAAGGAGGAUGUGUACAACUACCUUAAAAAAUACGGUCAAGCAAACUCAUCAGGUCUUCUUUGUGACGCACAGAACUCAACACUGUGGGUAAUUAAUAAUCUUGGCAGAUACAUUAGUCUUGCGACUUAUGAAGAAUUAGUAAACCUGAACAGAAAUUUUAAUGGGUUUGAGGUGCUUGACUUUCUGAAUAUACAACAGAUUGCAGAAAUGACUGUGUUUACACAACUCCACAAUGUGUCUGCAAAUAUGUCGUUAAUCUUCACAAAGUUAAAGGAAAGUCCGAGUAAAGACCUAGAGAGAUAUAUUCUCCUGUUUAACAAUUUUGCUCAGCAGAGAGGCCUCAUAACCUUGAAAAAUGCCACAGUGAGAGAUGCCAUGCUUGGUGCUAUUUUAAAUCUAUUAUCUCCUGAACUCAUCUACUUUAAUUAUUCCGAUUGGAAGGAAUGGUUUCAGUCCAGGUUGACCUUAUUUCUUCCCAGCAUGAACAAAACAUUUUUGAAGCUUUUGCCUUUCAAUAUUACUUGUGAAGCUUAUCAGUCAAUGUAA
This is a messenger RNA of Protopterus annectens (West African lungfish), 984 nucleotides long. RefSeq lists its product as uncharacterized. The record is from RefSeq and is a predicted model, not a curated record. Bases 1 to 984 code for a protein of 327 amino acids. Lineage: Eukaryota; Metazoa; Chordata; Ceratodontiformes; Protopteridae. The transcript is spliced from 7 exons.